AUGCCCAUCUGCAUCGAAUGUUCCUACCCGGUCUCGCACCUGUAUAGCGCAUACAGUCGUGCCGAUGACCGUUCUCAGGGGAAGGGCGUGCGAUUGACCCAGUGUCCUCGCUGCCAGCGCUUCGCCGACAAAUACGUGGAAUAUGACUUCGUUGUGAUCUUUAUCGACCUGGUGCUCAUCAAGCCACAGCGAUCAAUCAUCCGCCUGGGGAUCCUCCUUCUCCUCUUCGAUGUCUAUCUCACCUGGGCCCGCCUGGAGAAAGACCCCUCCCUCGCCACGACCUUCAUAUCCCGCGCCCCCAUCGUCGUCCAAUAUCUCUUCUUCCUGACCCUCAACGCAGUCGCGACUCUCGCGCACCACCUAACAGUCCGCCUACUAGCUUCAAUUCUCGUCCCAAAAUCCCAUCGCUAUGGCGGGCCAGAAGCAAAUAACAACGCCACCACCACUACCACCACCGCGCCUACAUCAGGCACAACCACAGGAGACACAACCCCCUUCCCCUCCGGCCCUCCAACCCCAACCAUGCGGCCCUCGCCCUCGUCGCAGGCCAUUCCAACACUAUCUACCCAGCUUCUAAGCCCGACUACAACUACCUCAGCAAAGAUGUCAUCUAAUCCAACCUCCACGGACCUCACCUCUCCAACAGACCCAUCACCCCUAACCCAAACAAUCCAACAACAACGCCCACCACCACCCCUCCGCCGAACCUCAACCGCACCACCCCAAAUGAUCCAACCCCUCCCCCCACCAACAGCCGCCAGCCCAACAGCAAUAAGCACCGCCUUACUCGUAAGCAGCUGCGCAAAAGUCUUCCCAAUCUUACUGGUAAUCUGGGGCGCCGACGGCCGAGGCAACAACACACCUUCAGAAACCACAGCCACAACCCACAACCCAGCAACAGGAGCGGGAGCAGGGAUAGGAAGAAAAGACCUCGGCGCCGCAAAAGCAGCCCUAUCCUCAGACCGGGACCGAGUCUCUACAUCCUCAUACUCAACCUCUUCAUCGCCCUCGGCCUCGUUCCUGGAAUCUUCCCUCGCGGCCGCAGAGUCGCUACUUCGACCCUACGUUCCGACGAGUUAUCUCACGAGUUUAUUCGAUGUUCUUGCAUCGUUGCUUUCGCUGGGUGUUGUCGAUGCCCAUCUCGUGUUGCUGAGUAAUAUCGAGGCUCUUUAUAUUCUAUUGGGUUGUGGGUAUCUGCGUGCGGUGGCUGUUGCUGUUGCUGGGCAGAUUGCCAGGUGGGCAGUGCAGAGGGUUAUUCUUGGUGCUGUGGGUGUUGGAUAG
Molecule: messenger RNA, 1281 nt
Organism: Penicillium cosmopolitanum
Lineage: Eukaryota; Fungi; Ascomycota; Eurotiomycetes; Eurotiales; Aspergillaceae
Product: sterol homeostasis protein ARV1
Exons: 2
Coding region: 1-1281 (426 amino acids)
Biological process (GO): intracellular sterol transport; sterol metabolic process; regulation of plasma membrane sterol distribution
Cellular component (GO): cortical endoplasmic reticulum; Golgi apparatus
Source: RefSeq, a predicted model, not a curated record